AUGGCUUCAAGAGCUAGCGAAGCUGGCUCUCCUUUGAUCCCGUUUUCUGAAGUCAAAAAACAUGGUUUUGCUGGGGAUUGUUGGGUCAUUGUUGACGGCAAGGUGUAUGAUCUGUCAGUGUUCGAUCAUCCUGGCGGUUCAGACAUCAUUUUGAAAUAUGCAGGCAGCGAUGCGACUGCAGCAUUCAAUGAGAUACAUGCCCCGGGCAUUCUCAAGGCUCUUCGCCCAGACCAGCUCAGAGGCCCAGUAGAUCCCCACAGCAUACCCGUCCAAGAAGAAACCAAAGCAGUAGACCACAUCAGUCGAAAUGGCAAUACUCAUCAGUCCAACACAAGCUAUCCGAAGCCACCAUUACAGAGCAUCAUAUCUCUGCAUGACUUUGAAAAAGUCGCCCGGGAAACGUAUUCCGCCAAGACGAUGGCCUUCUACUCGUCCGCCGCUACCGAUUUGGUCUCACACCACGCCAACAUACAUUGCCAUAGACAGCUCCUCUUGCGGCCUCGGGUCUUGAGAAAUGUUCGGGAUGCGGUCACCAGGAGACAGAUCCUUGGCUGUGACUCCAGUGCGCCCUUCUUUGUCAGCCCUGCAGCUAUGGCAAAGCUGGCUCAUCCAGAUGGCGAGCUUGCGAUUGCACGAGGGUGUGGAGAACAGGGCAUCAUUCAAAUUAUAUCGACAAAUGCAUCUUACCCAUUAGAAGAUAUUGUCGCUUCUGGACAGCCGAACCAACCAUUCUUCCUUCAGCUGUAUGUCAACUCAGACCGACAAAAGACGGAGGCUCUGCUCCGAUCGGCAAAUCAGCUUGGUAUCAAAGCCAUCUUCGUCACCGUGGACGCCCCUGUACCUGGCAAACGGGAGGCAGAUGAGCGAAUAGCUGCCGAGAAUAUUGUGUCCGCCAUUAGUGGCGCUGUAGCAACCAACGACAAGAAAGGUGGCGGACUUGGUCGAGUGAUGGCAAAAUAUAUCGACUCGACGCUUGUUUGGGAGGAUUUGGCAUGGAUUCGAAAAGCGGCCGGAGGGAUCCCUAUCGUUCUCAAAGGAAUUCAGACGGCAGCAGAUGCACAGAAGGCUGUUGAUUUCGGUGUUGAUGGGAUCCUCUUGAGUAAUCACGGAGGGCGUUCCCUCGAUGCAACUCAACCUGCAAUGGUCACUCUUCUAGAACUGCACAAGGCCUGUCCCCAGGUUUUCCAUCAACUCGAGGUUUAUGUCGACGGUGGUUUCACACGAGGCGCCGACAUCCUCAAAGCCAUUGCACUCGGUGCCGUUGCCGUAGGAAUCGGUCGGGCCUGGUUGUAUGCAGUGAACUACGGCCAGGAUGGUAUCGAGCACAUGUGUGAAAUCUUGAAAGAUGAGCUUGUGACUUCGAUGAAACUCAGUGGGAUCACGGACUUGGAUCAGGCUCACCCCGGGAUGGUUAACACCAGUGCACUUGAACCGUUGAUACGAGCUUCCGACUCCCACCCUUGGAUACAAUGGACACCUAGGUCUCGAUUGUAG
Molecule: messenger RNA, 1494 nt
Organism: Cryphonectria parasitica EP155
Lineage: Eukaryota; Fungi; Ascomycota; Sordariomycetes; Diaporthales; Cryphonectriaceae
Exons: 5
Coding region: 1-1494 (497 amino acids)
Molecular function (GO): oxidoreductase activity
Source: RefSeq, a predicted model, not a curated record